Messenger RNA from Lobosporangium transversale, 1378 nucleotides. RefSeq lists its product as hypothetical. The record is from RefSeq and is a predicted model, not a curated record. Lineage: Eukaryota; Fungi; Mortierellomycota; Mortierellomycetes; Mortierellales; Mortierellaceae. The transcript is spliced from 7 exons. The coding region runs from base 233 to 1309 and encodes 358 amino acids.
GCCAUUCCACAUUAAGUAGGUUGAUGUCUGCAUUGUUAGAGUUGGUAGAUGCUGCCAUCUGUGCCGUUCCCGUUGCCAUGUUUUAUGAGAUUAUACAACAAGCGCGUUUGCAAAAAAGCUAAAAAGACAUUAAAAAAGUGAUGCAUUAUUUCAAGGCUCCAUUUCCAAUAAAAGGAGCAGUCCACUUUUUUUUUAAAUCCGUACUUUCCUCCUCUCCUAAUCAACAAAAACUAUGCAGUUAACAAGGAACGUUACGCGUGUUGCAUCAAUAACGACAACAACAGCUGUUAAAAAACUUCGGUCUCAAGUCUUGUGCAAUCAUAUUUAUUCCAACAGGAAGACACUCUGGACUGCUGCAACCUGUUCUGAUCCUGAUCUAUCCACAGCUUUGUCUCGUUGCCUUCCAACUGCUAAUAAGGCAAAUACGACUGCCUCUUUGUCCAAUGCUCAGGGUCAGAAGGAUUCAAUAACGAUCAUCCUGGCUUCCAGAUCUUAUCCAGGUCUGAUCUGCUCUCGUUACCUUCAAAACUCCCGGACCAUGUCUCUAAAUCAUCCUUCAUUCUCGGCGCAGUCGUCGAUCGAGUUCCUACAAAAAUCUGGACAUGGUGUCUCCACACUCACACUCACACCCGACCCUCCUGUUCUGCCUACCAACUCCUUAGACCCUACAGAUCCCUUGAUCAUUUCCUGUCAACCAUUUUAUCGUGUCUGGUCCAGAAUCUCGUCGGAAAAGAUUGAAAGAAAAAUCAGGGGUAAAUGGGCUCGCCCUCAGGACAUUGAAGAGCGAAGCUUGGAUACUGCAGAUCCUGAUAUCUUCAUGAUUUCUGAUCUAGAGGUGCAUCAAUUUCUGGAAGCCCUGGAUACCGCGAACCCAGAUGUAAUAAACUGGGCAUUUUGGCAAGCUCAACCCCGUUUAUUACUGGGAAACCUUGUAAGGAAUGCUGCAACAGUAACAGCAACAUCACGGACCUCUAUAAGUUAUCCGUCCAUGGCACCCUUAGGGCCCGCUAUGCGGAUUACCAGGAAAUAUGGCUGUUGUACUGUCCAUGAUCUUAGUGUUGGACAAUGGCCUCAAGCACAUGGUCAUUAUGACUCUCAGCUGAGUAUACUCAAGAUUUUCUAUAUCAGAUCCAAACAACACAUUGAGGAACAAUCACAAUCGCCGGAACAAAAUCAGAAGAAUACAGACAACACCUUUAUUUCCAAUCUUUUCGGAGCCUCCAGUGAAAAUGGCUUUAUUGUUGGACAACCCAACUCUCAUACAUGGGUCUGUGCUGUCACAGAUAGCGUCCUGACAUUUUUGAAGUAAACUGUAGCAUAUCAAGUUGUCUAAGUAAAGAUUUCCAGCGGCGUCACCGCGCCUUCAACAAUAUUACCC